AAUUCCAUCUAGUACCACUCAGUUUUUGCAAAUUCCAUUUGAUACCCAAAUUUUAAGAAUUGUCCAACUAAUACCACUAUAAUUACACCUUAAUUACUACCAUGACUCUACUGUUAACAAAAAGUUAGAAAACAUUAUGUUAGUUAGGUUAUGUUGAGUUAGAUCCCUUAAAAUAAAAAAGUAAUAAAAGCUAAUUACUAACCUAACUAUGUAAACCCAUUCAAUUUCCUCCCUACUGCUAUUGCUCAAAAUACAAAGCAAAACAAAACAAAACCAAAACCUAUAUUCUUCGUUGCUCUGCUUUCAUGGUUGGUCUUCGACAAUUCUACUCCACCACCGAAGGUUGAUCGAGAUUUGCUCUGGGACAAUUCUACACUACCAUCUAAUGGGGGUUGAUGAAAAGGUUUUGAGGUUUCAAUAUAAUGGAAACCAUGUUGAUGUUGCUGUUGAUAUGGAUAGAAGUAAUUUGCUGGAUGUAAUAAUUGAUUACGAGGAUGAAGCAACGAAACUUGGGUAUGAGACUGCUAGGAACCCCGAUUUCAACUAUGUGUGGCAAAUGAAGCAUUGGCCAUUGAAACAAGACAAAGACUUGAUGGUAAUGUUUGAAAGGCUUCCCAAUCAUCAGAUGAUAUACAUUUGGGUAGGGACUCAAUCUAAACCUAGUGCAUUGAAUAAAUUGGUUGUGGAUCUUAGGAAGAUACAGGACAAUGCAAAUGGUUCCCUUGAAGUGAUUUAUAAUGGUUCUACUGAGGUUAGUGAUCAUGUAGGAAAGCCUAAGAAACUUCCUGUGAGAAGGAAUGUCAGGACGAAGCAACUCAAGGAAGUGACUGAAUCUUCUGUUGUGGUGGAAAAUCAAGUCAGUGAAGUCAUUAAGGAAAAGAACAGUGCUACGAAAGUGACUGAUGAUGUAAAUGAUGAUCUGAAUAAUGAUAGAAUUGAGACACACAUCAAGACAUUUGUUUUCACUGGAAUGGAUGGACUGGACAUUGAGCUAGCCUAUCAACCAUGUAUUUUGAGAUAGUCAUGAUUGUUAUCAUCAUAAUGAGAAUAACACAAGCUGCUUGCAGUUCCUUCUCCAAUUGGCGGUGUUCU
Messenger RNA from Beta vulgaris subsp. vulgaris (sugar beet), 1092 nucleotides. RefSeq lists its product as uncharacterized. The transcript is spliced from 2 exons. The record is from RefSeq and is a predicted model, not a curated record. Bases 386 to 1021 code for a protein of 211 amino acids. NCBI's taxonomy places the organism in Eukaryota, Viridiplantae, Streptophyta, Magnoliopsida, Caryophyllales, Amaranthaceae.